AUGGGCACCAUGGACAAAGAUGGCUUCGAAAAGUUCCUGGACGCCUCGUGGCGUGCUUUCCGCAAGCAACUCCUGGAGGCCUACCCGGACCAAAGCAAUGCGUCUCCUCUGGACGUGCAGCUAAAGCUCGCCGAGCUUGAAAAGCACCUUCAAGAAGCAAGAGCUUCCAAGAAGGAGCACCUCUUUCCGGAGUCCCUGGCCGUCGGCCCCAUUUCGUCCACGGUCAGCAGCCGGGUUUCCGGGCCGCGCGGCGUGCCGUCCGCAGCAGCCCCUGCUUCGGACUCUACUGCGCCUGCUGGGUCACCGCAGACGCUGACAAUUGAGACCGAGUCCCCGAUGUCCCCGCUGCACGUCGAGGAUACGCCACCACAGUCCCCGAAGUUCACGGUACCAUUCCUUGGUGCUGGGCUUCUUGGGCUCAGCGACGAAGAGGCGCAAGCCAUUCGCCAUCGCCUGCGGGUGCGCCUGGGCGUCAUCUCUGCGAGGCAGCUGGUGUCGGGAAGGUCGCUUCACGACUCAGUCGUGGCUUUGGGUCUUACACGUUACAGCGUGGAGGAGAUGGAUGAGCUGGUGAACUUACUCGCCGACUUCAUCGGACUUCAGUUCGCACAGGACCCAAAUGCUCCGCGAAACAGCCGGCGGACGUCGAGGACGGCGGCGACAUCGCUGUUCAGUUUGCAGCAGGACCUGCAAAAAUUUGGCGAGCCAAUAUGGGAGUGGCCAACCAUCCGUGAAUCUGGGCCCAUGCACCGGAGCGCCUCCAUGCAGAUCUUCGUCGAGCGCACCGCCCGAAGCUCUCUCAACGUCGUCCCGGCCCAGGCGCUGAUGGAGCUCUUUUUCGCGCAGGAGUGGGAUCUGCACAAGCGCAUCUUCGGGGCGGGUCGUCUUCUCAAGCAGUUUAAGGCCAUGAAGGAGAUUCUACUUGCUGGUGACACGAACCGCUUGGUGGCCGAGUUGACCUUCGUAAGAAUCAAUGAUCUCGCAGCACCUCCUGAGCCGAUCCACCCACUGGUCUACAUCGAGCCCCUGGUGGCGCUGCUGAUCGUCGGAAAUGGAAUCAUGAUUGGAUUCCAAACACAUCCGGACCAUCAAGGUUGGGAAUAUUGGACCCAUGUGGAGAUUACAUUUGUGAGCAUUCUCGUGCUGGAGAUCGCUCUGCGAAUGCACUUCCUCCGUUGUCAUGGGUUCUGGUGCGGCACAGACUGGUUUUGGAACUAUUUCGACAUUGUACUCGCUAUGACUGGGGUGGUGGAUAUCUUGGUGCAGCUGGUGCACGACGAAGACUUCGACAUUUUCGGCACGUCUCUGCUAAGGUUCUGCCGCUUAAUCCGGCUGGUACGCAUCGUGAAGGUCUUCCGCCUGAAGUUUAUGCGGGAUCUGCGUCUCAUGGUGAAGGGCCUCGUUGCAGGUGUCCGCACGCUUACGCUUGCCUUCACCUUGCUAUUCUGUGUCCUUUAUGUCAUUGGUGGAUUUGCUACGAUGACAAUCGGGAGCGACUCGAGAACACAGGAUGAAGACUUGAUGAAGUACUUCGAUAAUCUGCCGCAGUGCAUGUUCACCGCCUUCCGGUGCUUCACUGGCGACUGUGUGAACGACAGAGGAGAGCCCAUUACUCACCUCCUGGCUCGGUUGUUUGGAUACAAAUUCAUCCUACCCUAUGUGAUCAGCUACAUGCUCGUUGCAAUGGGCAUCUUCAAUGUCAUUCUGGCUGUCUAUGUCGACAUCACGAUGAAGGCGGCCAAGGAAAACGAAGCAGUGACUGCGGAGCAAUAUGCACGGGAGUCCAUCCGAGUGGCGCGAACCACACGCGAGCUCCUCAAGCGUUUUGCAUCUGCUUACCGCCUCUUCCACGACAUGGAGGACGACAGCGCGGAAGUGUCCCAUCUGGAGAUUAGCCCGGGCAAGACGGUUUUCACGGAUGAAGAUGUGCACGAAGGUAUUGCGAUCACCAAAGAUCUCUUUCUUCUCGUGAUCCAAGACCGCGGGGUGCAGCAGUUAAUGGAUGAGCUGGACCUUCCGCCGGAUCGUGCGAACCUCUUCGAGAUUAUCGAUGCUGAUGGCAGUGGAACAUUAAGAAUUUCCGAGCUGGUGCAGGGUCUCCUCAAGAUCCGCGGAGAAAUAAGCAAGAGCGAUGCUAUUGCCGGUCUAUUAGCCACGAAAGCUGUGUACUCCAUGUUGGAGGAGAUUCGUGAGGAGACUGGGAAGAGUUUGGAGGAUUUGAAAGACCUGACUCUGCGCAGUGUCAGCUUUCUACAUGCAGAACUGCCUCGACAUUCCAGAGCGGUCUCCGCAGACGCAUCUCACCGUCGUGAGCUUCGAGAGCUGGAUCCGGACAUAGACUCGGAGCCAUGUUUUCAGCACGAUUCGGGCAAGCCAGACCUGCUUCUCCCGAAGGAUUCUGUUUUUCAGGAAGCAGCUGAUGUUCAGCUGCGAUCUUGCUGA
Messenger RNA from Symbiodinium sp. CCMP2592, 2442 nucleotides. Lineage: Eukaryota; Dinophyceae; Suessiales; Symbiodiniaceae. The record is from the annotation of a GenBank genome assembly.